Limanda limanda (common dab) is the source of this 1103-nucleotide messenger RNA. RefSeq names its product SH2 domain-containing protein 1A-like. Bases 268 to 738 code for a protein of 156 amino acids. The record is from RefSeq and is a predicted model, not a curated record. NCBI's taxonomy places the organism in Eukaryota, Metazoa, Chordata, Actinopteri, Pleuronectiformes, Pleuronectidae. The transcript is spliced from 3 exons.
UGUCUUAAAGGUUAGAGGUUAGACAGAGCUGCAGUCGGGUCACGUUGAAGGAGUGGAAAAAUCAGAGCUCCGGCAACCAGGGACAUGUGAAAGAUCGAGAAGCAAGUGUAUCCAAUGAGAGGCCUUGUACCUGAGCUCCCAGUCUGUGGCACAGUGGCAACAAACGGGGUUGACCUGCAGUGAAGGAGGUUAAGACGAGAGAGAGAGAGACAGAGAGGACGAGUUGACACUUGGGAGCAGAAAAAGCAGAUCUGGAGCGGAGGUGUGAUGGAGAACCUGCCCGUCUACCACGGACCGAUCGGCAAGGAGGAGGGCGAGAGGCGCCUGGCCCAGGACGGGCGGAACGGCUCCUACCUGGUGCGGAACAGUGACUCUGUGCCGGACGUCUACUGCUUGUGUGUGCUGUGCAGGGGAUACGUCUACACAUACAGACUCCAUAAGGACGACGCAGGCUCCUGGGCUGCAGAAACAUCUCCUGGUGUGCAGAAACGAUAUUUCCGGAAAAUCAGGAACUUGAUAACAGCUUUCCAGGAGCCUGAGCAAGGAAUCGCCAUGCCCCUGCUCUACCCCGUCACAGCUCAGAGACGGGCUGAGGGGCCUGGUAAAGGCCUGUCGCCGGCGAGCAGCGACCAAAAUGUUUACCAGCAGGAUCAGCCGCAGCUGCAGCAAACGCCGCCACCAAAGCAACACGCUGCUAAAGGACAGAGAAACAGGAACCUGAAGACCGAAGGGCGUUAAAGCUUUUCUAAACAAUGACUUCAUUGUAAACACAAUACUGUACUGGCAUGGAGCCCACUGAUACAUUCUAUUCACUGUCUCUUAAAGUAAAGGUCAUUUUUUUCUAAUUAAGCUGCUUAAUUUUAAUCAUGUAGUCGCCUGCAGUGACUCAGAUCUUAGUAUCCCUCAAAUCUCUCUUUUUCUUCCUUGCAUAUGCGGCGCAGAGCAAGAGCCUCAUAACUUUCAGGGAUGUGAUGUAAAAUAUUCAGCGGCUCAAACAUUAAUAUCCAUUACUGAGCGCGCCAGCUGACAACAAAUAUUGUGCUCUGUUUUCUUAAUGCAAUUCAGUUGUGUGAAUGGCAAGGAAAAUAAAUGAUAUUGUUUGA